AUGUACGUCUUCAUGAGCCAAAACAAACAAGCUACAAACAUCUUUGUGGUCGUACGGUGCACGCACUAUACAGUGCUAAAGCAUUCCCACCGCAGCACGACCGGAACCGACCAGUUGGUGUCCAACUCGGACAGAGCGUGUCUGGCCUCCACCGGGUUGGCAACCUCGUGCGUCGCAAACUUCGUGGCAAUACCAUUGGCGUAG
Messenger RNA from Phytophthora nicotianae INRA-310, 204 nucleotides. RefSeq lists its product as hypothetical. The transcript has a single exon. Bases 1 to 204 code for a protein of 67 amino acids. The record is from RefSeq and is a predicted model, not a curated record. Lineage: Eukaryota; Oomycota; Peronosporomycetes; Peronosporales; Peronosporaceae.